Messenger RNA from Peromyscus leucopus (white-footed mouse), 6801 nucleotides. Its product is annotated as KIAA0232 ortholog. The coding region runs from base 424 to 4695 and encodes 1423 amino acids. NCBI's taxonomy places the organism in Eukaryota, Metazoa, Chordata, Mammalia, Rodentia, Cricetidae. The record is from RefSeq and is a predicted model, not a curated record. The transcript is spliced from 10 exons.
CCGCCUGGCGCUGGGGCCGCCGCCGCCGCUGCCGCCGCCGCCGCCGCCGCUGCCGCUGCCGCUUUACGUAAGGCGCAGGCCAGGGCCACCCGGCGCUCGGCAGCCGCCUGCAGCCCUCGGAGCGCAAGGAGAGGCUCCCGCCCGGCAGUCUUGGCAGGUUCUGCCAGAGACUGACAUUUGGCCCCAAUGUGAAAUGAAAGUUGAAAAUUGCAUCUCCGUGUGUGUUGCUAUCAUGGUGUUGAUUCACUGGUCAUGCCUGAAGAGGGAAAUUGUGCUGUAGAAAGCUGACUGCUGCGCGGUCACUGCCUAUCCUCCAUGUCCAGCUCCUCUCCCUUCUGCUGGAGUGAAAUCCUCUCCGGAUACCAACAGAACGUCCGCUGUAGAAAAUGCUUUAUGUUUUAAGAAUGUCAGCAACCUAAGUUCAUGCACCCUGUCUGUACAGUUGUUGUGGAUGGUUUGCCAUCUGAAAGCGCCUCAAGUUCUUAUCCAGGCUUCGUGUCUGUUUCUGACAUGUCUCUGCUUCAUGCAUUGGGCCCAGUGCAAACCUGGCUGGGACAAGAGCUCGAGAAAUGUGGCAUUGAUGCCAUGAUUUAUUCGAGGUAUAUCCUCAGUCUUCUUCUGCAUGACAGCUAUGACUACGACCUUCAGGAACAGGAGAAUGACAUCUUGGGCUGGGAGAAAGGAGCUUAUAAGAAAUGGGGAAGGAGUAAGAAGAAGUGCUCAGAUCUAACGCUAGAGGAGAUGAAAAAGCAAGCUGCCGUCCAGUGUCUGCGCUCUGCUUCUGAUGAAAGCUCUGGAAUCGAGACUUUAGUGGAAGAACUCUGCUGCAGACUGAAAGACCUACAGAGUGAGCAAGAAGAGAAGAUUCACAAAAAGUUAGAGGGGUCUCCCUCCCCAGAGGCAGAAUUGUCCCCUACAGCAAAGGAUCAAGUGGAAAUGUACUACGAAGCAUUUCCACCGCUUUCUGAGAAACCAGUUUGCCUGCAAGAGAUCAUGACCGUGUGGAACAAAUCCAAACCCUGUUCUUACUCUAGCUCCUCUUCAUCAUCCACAGCCCCACCAGCAAGCACAGAUACAUCUUCUCCAAAGGACUGCAAUAGCGAGAGUGAAGCCAUCAGAGAAAGAAGCACUGCCGCCGCCAUCCCCAUGCAUGAGAAAGCCCAGAGCAGGAGCAGACACGAGAAGGAGAACAAGCUGAGCAACGGCACCAUCGAAGAAAAGCCUGCCUUGUACAAAAAGCAGAUCCGACACAAACCUGAAGGGAAGAUUCGCCCUCGCUCGUGGUCAUCCGGCUCUAGUGAAGCAGGCUCAAGUUCAAGUGGUAAUCAGGGAGAAUUAAAAGCAUCCAUGAAGUAUGUUAAAGUCAGACACAAGGCACGAGAAAUUCGAAACAAAAAAGGGCGAAAUGGGCAAAGCAGGCUGUCACUAAAACAUUGUGAGAAGGCAGAGAGAAGUGUCCAUGCAGGCAGCAGCAGCAGCAGCAGCAGCAGCAGCAGCAGCAGUGGGUCCAUCAGGCAGCUGUGCAAGCGGGGUAAAAGAGCAGCAAAGGAGACAGGGCGGAGUGACCCCGGGAACACUGCAGUGAAAGACCUGUAUGUGGAGAGCAGGAACAACAAAGAGUACAAGGAAGAGCCACUGUGGUACACCGAGCCCAUUGCUGAGUACUUUGUCCCUUUGAGUAGAAAAAGCAAGCUAGAAACCACAUACCGCAACAGGGAAGAUUCAAGUGCUCUGGCAGCAGAGGCAGUGGAAGACUUGUCUGAAUCCAUGCAUGGUCUGUGUAUCAGCAACAGUAACAUCCAUAGAACAUACCUCGCAGCAGGUACUUUCAUUGAUGGUCAUUUUGUAGAAAUGCCUGCAGUUAUAAACGAGGAUAUUGACCUCGCUGGGACCUCAUUAUGUUCUCUACCAGAGGACAAUAAAUACCUGGAUGAUAUUCAUCUAUCAGAAUUAACACACUUCUAUGAAGUGGAUAUUGAUCAAUCCAUGUUGGAUCCUGGUGCCUCAGAAACAAUGCAAGGAGAAAGUCGGAUUUUGAAUAUGAUUCGACAAAAAAGCAAGGAGAAUACAGAUUUUGAGGCAGAAUGUUGCAUAGUGUUAGAUGGCAUGGAGUUGCAAGGGGAACGUGCAAUAUGGACAGAUUCUACCAGCUCAGUGGGUGCUGAGGGCUUCUUCCUGCAAGACCUUGGCAAUCUGGCUCAGUUUUGGGAGUGUUGUUCAUCCAGUUCUGGUGAUGCUGAUGGAGAGAGUUUUGGAGGAGACUCUCCAGUUAGACUCUCUCCUAUCUUGGAUAGCACGAUACUCAGUUCACACGUGCUUGCUGGCAAUCAAGAGCCCUUUUCCAAUAUUAAUGAAGGAUCUGGUAUAAACUCUUGUUUUUCAGUAUUUGAAGUGCAAUGCAGUAAUUCCGUUUUACCAUUUUCUUUUGAAACACUCAACUUGGGAAGUGAACCUACAGAUUCUAGUGCUAAUAUACUGGGGAAAACACAGUCUAGAUUGCUAAUAUGGACCAAAAAUAGUGCCUUUGAAGAAAACGAACACUGUUCUAAUCUUUCAACAAGAACUUGUAGUCCGUGGUCCCAUUCAGAAGAAGCACGCUCGGACAACGAGACACUAAACAUUCAGUUUGAAGAAUCAACACAGUUUACUGCGGAAGAUAUUAAUUAUGUAGUUCCCAGAGUCUCUUCAGAUUAUGUAGAUGAAGAACUUCUAGAUUUUUUGCAGGAUGAAACUUGCCAGCAAAACAGUAGAACUUUAGGAGAAAUUCCUACAUUAGUUUUCAAAAAAAGAUCUAAGCUAGAAUCUGUGUGUGGUAUUCAGCUAGAACAAAAGGCCGAAAACAAGAACUUUGAAACUACACAGACAUGUAGUGAAAGCAGUCCACAUGGAGAUGGCUACAGCUCAGGGGUUAUUAAAGACAUUUGGACAAAGAUGGCAAAUAGAAAUUCUGUGGCUGCAGUAGAGACAGAAAGAACUGGGGAGGAGUUGUUUUCCACAGAUGUAAAUAACUACUGCUGCUGUUUGGACACUGAUGCUAAGAUGGAAGGCCUUCAGGAGCCUAGUAGGGCUGUGCAGAGAUCAGAGUAUCAUCUCUGGGAGGGACAGAAGGAGAACCUGGAGAAAAGAGCAUUUGUCUCUAGUGAGCUGUCCAAGGUGGAUGGCGGUGAUUACACCACACCCUCUAAACCUUGGGAUGUGGCCCAAGACAAAGAGAACACAUUCAUUCUUGGAGGAGUUUAUGGAGAACUGAAAACGUUCAACAGCGAUGGGGAGUGGGCAGUUGUACCACCUGGUCACACAAAAGGGAGUUUGUUACAGUGUGCAGCUUCUGAUGUAGUGACAAUAGCUGGUACAGAUGUCUUUAUGACCCCUGGAAACAGCUUUGCUCCUGGUCACAGGCAGCUCUGGAAGCCCUUUGUGUCAUUUGAACAGAACGAUAUGCCGAAGAGUGGGGAAAAUGGAUUAAACAAGGGAUUUUCUUUCAUCUUCCAUGAAGACUUGCUAGGAGCCUGCAGUAACUUUCAAGUUGAAGAUCCUGGGCUUGAAUAUUCAUUCUCUUCCUUUGACCUAAGCAAUCCAUUCUCACAAGUUCUCCACGUAGAGUGUUCAUUUGAACCAGAAGGGAUUGCAUCUUUCAGCCCCAGUUUUAAGCCGAAAUCAAUCCUUUGCUCUGAUUCAGACAGUGAAGUUUUUCACCCCAGAAUAUGUGGUGUUGACAGGACACAGUACAGGGCUAUACGAAUCUCUCCUCGAACUCACUUUCGCCCAAUUUCUGCAUCUGAACUAUCCCCUGGAGGAGGAAGUGAGUCAGAAUUUGAAUCUGAGAGAGAUGAAGCAAAUAUUCCCAUUCCUUCUCAAGUUGAUGUAUUUGAAGACCCACAAGCAGAUCUCAAACCUCUAGAAGAAGAUGCAGAGAAGGAAGGCCACUACUAUGGGAAAUCAGAGCUAGAGUCUGGGAAGUUCCUGCCCAGGUUAAAAAAAUCUGGAAUGGAAAAGAGUGCUCAGACAUCACUGGAUUCCCAGGAGGAGGCAUCAGGGAUUCUGCCAGUAGGAAAACAAAAUCAGUGUUUGGAAUGUAAUUUUAAUGAAUCUCUGGAAAUAAAUUUAGAAAGCUCAGCAGUAAACUGUAAAAUAAUGGCACAAUGUGAAGAGGAAAUCAAUGAUUUUUGCAGUUGCAAAGCAGGUUGUCAGUUCCCUGCUUGUGAAGAUAAUCCAGUGUCUUCAGGACAACUGGAAGAGAUUGGGAAGAAAGAAAAUGAGGAAAGAAGCAAGAUACCACCUACUACUACCAUAUUCCUUCGCUUUCUAUUUCCCGUACUGAACACUGAUGUGCAAGAAGUGACGAGAAAUCAAGAAAAGCAGAGCUGGUGGGAAAAAGCCUUGUACUCUCCCCUUUUUCCCUCUUCAGAGUGUGAAGAAUGUUAUACAAAUGCCAAGGGAGAGAAUGGUAUAGAAGAAUAUCCAGAUGCUAAAGAGACACCCAGUCGUGAAGAGCGUCUGUUAGAUUUUAAUAGGGUGUCUUCUGUUUAUGAAGCAAGAUGCACAGGAGAGAGAGGUUGUGAGACAAAACCAAACGGCCUCCACAGGAAGAUGUGUUCCAGCGCCAGCUCUGACACGGGUGACACAGGCUCCGAAGCCGGCGGAGAGUGGGUGGGCCCCAGCACAGAGGAGCUCUUCUCCCGAACACAUCUCUGACCCUGCAGAGUAGUACCAGUCGUUGAAAAUGCUGUGAUGGGAAAUUGCCUUCUGGGAGGCCUGUUAGUCUAAAGCAGCAACUUAGGUUUCUUCUUCGAUUAACUGAUCCACACCAGUGAUUACCUUUCUCUUCUUGCUUAUUUUAGCGUUGAGGACAGCUGUCCUGUUGAAGAUUUGUUUCUAAGCUGUUAAGUUCUUGCUCUCUGAAGUAGACUAGACUGUGCUGUCCAGUAAGGAAUGGGUGUGCAUGUGCUUGUCCUAGCGCGUCCAGCUUCUGCAUCGCAGCUGCAGGCCUCCCUCUGGCGGCAGUGUCGCCAUCACCUUGUCAGCACUGUGGCGACAACCGCCACCGUCCAGAGACUCUAGCUCUGUUCUCUGAGCCAGGAGAUCAGUCCUCUCCCCUGCUGCAGUGGGUCGGGGCCUUGCUGAAGGAGGAGGGAAGCAUGGUGACUCAUCUGCAGGCUCAUUCAGAAGAUCUCAUGGACAUUGCUGUAGGAACACAAGGGUGUGCUUUAGAGACUUACAGAAUACUGUGCUCUCUCUUAGGAUUCCCCUAAAGUACCAUGGAAGAUACUGUGGCUUGUGACUUUCUUGCUAGCUGAAGAAGCCAAGGAUUUGAGGCAUGGGGUGGAUGGGUUAAGUUCUGCUACUGUAGUGCAUGGGGUUCUCUGAGCUGCCUCUCGAGCACAUAGUUGAGGACCUUACCUACAAAUUAUUUUCUGGUGACAACAUUGAACUGAUGUCUCCAAAUGAACUUAAAAACAUUUGACAUGCAGUGAGGCCACCUCAUUACCCCAGAGAAAUCUUUGGCUGCUGCAGCUAGCUGUUCUUGUGGCUGUGAUGUAGUAUAGCUUGUAUCUCAUUUUGUGUUUGAGAGAAUGUUCUGGGCAAGUUCUGCUUGUGGUGGGCUGGGGUGGGUAGAGGACUUUCCCACAUACCUGUGUGAUGCUGUUCUGAUCGUCGCCCGUGUGGCUUGGUGAAGCAGCAGGCAUGCCUCACACAGCUGUGUCUAGGCGUGUCAUCACCCUUUGAGCUCUCAGAGCAGCACUGCCACAGUGCUGGGGGGAGCAGUGUGCAAAGCUGAACAUCCAAAUCAGUUUUCUCUCUUAACCAACUUGUGUAGUAAAACACCUUGUCCAGAACAUCGGGAGUGGCUGAGCGCUCGGAAGUAGCCAAGCGGGCCUCACCAGUAAGUGGGGCAGCACUGGGCACGUGGGGGGCUGCCCCUGAGGCCUUGCUGCGAGUACUUGAGUUUGCUGCCUGCUUCUCAGGAACACAGGAAAUACCGUGGAGGCUGUGCAGUCACUGCAGUUCUGUGCAUCCUCACCAUGGGGAGCCUGGCUGGCUGGCUGGGGGCAUCUUACCACCCUAGGGUUUGUUUUCAUACAGCACAUCUUCCGACACUUUACAGUGCUUGUGUGUGCGUGUGUGCAUGUGGAAGGUUUCAUGUUGCUCUUAUUUAUUUACAGACAUCAGAUAAGUUUUAUGUAUUUUUUUUCUUCUGGAGCUUCCUAAAAUUUGAUUAACAUCUGCACUGAAAUAUAACCUAUCAUCAAAGGCAAAAAGGAUUGAAAGUUAUAAAUUCCUAAAAUCAAUGCAGUCACAAUUACCCUAGAAAUUGUUGCUAUGACCAAAUAUUUCAUACUCAACCGUGAACUUGGAUGACCUGGACAGCCAGUGUUCGUCAGGAAAGGGCUCCAGGUGGCAAAGACACCUACCUCCUCAGCUGUGGGGAGAGGCCCCCCACAGGGGAUGCGGUGGGUCAUAAAAGGCAAAGGGAUGAAUAGAUUCUGUAUUUGGUUCCUUUCUGUAGUUAAGUGGCUGAAGUUCAGAGGCUUUGGCACAGAAUUGAAGUGUGGUUUUAGUUUCAUGAAUGGAUGAUCACAAAAAAGCAUUAAAAAAAGUUGGCAAACGCUGAAACGCACUGUGGUAUGAAGCGCGUUGCAUAUCCGUAGCACUGAAGUAUCAGCUCCAUUCCUGGGCUGAGAUUUUUUUUUCCGUGGUUGUAUUGUUCUGAUUUCACGUACACCAGAGUAACUGAUUUUUUUUUGUUUUGUUUGUUUUGUUUUCUUGUGGAGUUAACACCAAAUAAAAAUUUCAAAAAUG